AUGACCUCAGGGAUACCUGACUUUGGAGUCCAAGGUGCUGGUGCAAACCAGAUGCAUCGAGGGCACGAGUCAGCGAAGGUUGCAGACGAAAAUGCUCAGCCAUCUGCGGGCACCCUACUUUCGGCACUGGUGAGUGCUAACCCCAGUCAAGCAGCCUUAGCAGCAACACAGCUGGCAACGCUUCUGACUCCAAAUGCAGAUGAUCGAACCCAACACUCCACAUCGCCGGAAGUAGAAGCGAAGUCGGUCGAUUUUCAGGGGUUAGCACAGGCGCUGCUAACGGAGUACCGCGCUGUACUGCAGGGGUUUCUGCGAUCCGAACAGGCAGCUCUGACGAUGAGUGCCCUUCGCCUUCUCGCUGCCGUUGCCCGCUUCGGCAGCGGUUACGCACGGGAAACGUUUUUGACGGUGCAACCAAACCGCGACUUGCUGGUUCAGCUUUUGCAAAAGCAGCGCCAGAGACAGCAACGAAAGCGAAGGCGCCUCUCCGAACUGGAGAAAAGAACCACAACAUUGGAAAAGUCGCUUUUGCAGUGGCUCGACGCGAGCGCUCUCGCUUCGAAUACGUUCGCCCCGGACCUACGAGAGCUGUAUGCAGUACUCCUUCGGCAGGUGCUCCAACGAAUCCGGUUUCGCCAAGGCGCCAAUGAUAUAGGACGACUCCUUCGAGUACUCCGCACGGCAACCUGGCUCAACAGCGGUCGUAUGCUUGGUAGCCUCCUUAGCAUCGUUGAGUUCGUAAGAGGCGAGCAACACCGAGCAGGUCUGAUCAAGAUCAUCGCGCAAACUCGAGACCAGCGCUCCCUAGCGCAAUAUCUCGCACGCGAAAAUCUUUCCAGUUCCGUCAAGCUUCGCCUCGCUCAAAGCAUGUUACAAGCAGGUGGCCCCGAAAUGUCUUUGGCAUUUCUCAAAGCGCUUACGUCGGAGUCAGCGCUCCAGGAUACCAACCAAAGCCAAUCGAUCUGGAAAAGCGAGCAAGUUGCCCUUGCGAUCGCUGCGCUGCGGCAAUGUACAUGUACAGCAGCAUUCUCAUUGCCGCAGAAUAUGCGACUAGACUUUGUGACUUGCAAUGCGUGGAUUGCAGCACUUGAAAACGGAGGCAAGACAAUCCCGUCAUUAACCGUGCUGAUUGACUAUAUCCGACAAGAGGCGAUGCGAGCUUCCAAUACCCUCGGUUCGCUCCGGCUUGCGCGCGGCUUGCGUCUUCUCCGCCUGUGCAUCGAGAAGCGCCCUGAGCAGAUUUUUCAGUCUGGUCUCGACCUCACAAAGAUCAUACCAAAGGCACCAGAAACAAUCACUUACGCUUGUUCGUUCACAGGCGCUGAACUCGUACGAACGCUCGGAGCAAUGUUCUCCCAGAACCGGAGCAUCCGUCUAGCGACCCGGUUGCAGGAUCUCUUCGAGUUGAGGGCGCUUCCAAGAGCCCCGCUGUACGCCUUUUUCCUGCAAUACCUGAACGAAUACGGCCUGCUGCGUAAUCCACACUCAGGCGAAACGUGUUCGCUGGAAGCGAGCCUUUGGUUAGAUUUGCUGCGUUUUGCUGCGCCGUCCACGAGAGCGCUGUUUGAGCGCAUCAUCACUGAAGCAACUUGCAAGCCCUAUGCCAUUCUUGAUGAUGCUUUGCACAGCCAGGCUCCGGGUGAAACGAGCUUUCAACUAUCGCCGUUGUGGAUUGCAGUCGAGCGACGCGUUCGGAGCACCAGCGAUCCCUACCUGGAGUAUUGUCUCAAGCAUAUCAAGGCCUGCAUGGCGAUCAUGCGGUCGGGUUCUGAGACCACAUCGCCACCACCAGCACCUGCUGAGGCAAGUCCAGUAUCCGUGGAAAAUGCUAUGGUCGUACCACGUGCAGGCCAGCAGGUACUGCAGGUGCUAGCGCCGGAUGCUCGCCAUUUGGAUGCGCUUUACGAUUCCCGCAUCGGAGACGCUCGCGACUUUAUUCAAAGUGGUGCGCUCCGAUCGGUCCUUUUCAUGCUGGCUGUGGAGCAGAACGAGAUCCGCCACAAAGCCUACGAUAUUCUGGCAACGUUUUAUCGGCUUGUGCCGGUUGCAGUGGAACUUCGUGAGCGCCGUCUCGUCCAGGCGGUGUUGGAUGUCCUGCGCUCGUCCAUCACACAGCCAUAUCAGAGGCUACCCCGUAUCCAAUGUGCGCUCUUCGCCUCGUUAGCAGAGAUUGUCACAAACGGUAACCAUGAUUUGUUCAAGUUCGCUUGGAAGGUAACGCUACUGCGUCCGUGCUGGUCGCUCAUGGAGGAACUCCCCGGUGUCCAUGAGAUGAUCUAUUCACCGGAAGAGCGCGUUCACGAAUUUCUGCUGCAGCUUCUUCUUGAAGGUAACGACACCUCGGAUCCUUUUUACGCUAUUUUGAGACGCCAUCGUCUUUAUUCAUAUCUUGUGGGACGCAAAACCUUCGCCCUUAGAUUUCGAGAUCGCCUGCAACCGCUGGUCGAUCAGGUGCUGCAUCAACUAUUAGCAUUCCCAGAAGCGCGUAAGCGUCUGGAGAGAACGUGCGCACUAGAGACAUGGCUUAGGCUCUCACGCACGUAA
Cyanidioschyzon merolae strain 10D is the source of this 2544-nucleotide messenger RNA. RefSeq lists its product as hypothetical. Gene Ontology annotation, biological process: maturation of 5.8S rRNA from tricistronic rRNA transcript (SSU-rRNA, 5.8S rRNA, LSU-rRNA); maturation of LSU-rRNA from tricistronic rRNA transcript (SSU-rRNA, 5.8S rRNA, LSU-rRNA). NCBI's taxonomy places the organism in Eukaryota, Rhodophyta, Bangiophyceae, Cyanidiales, Cyanidiaceae. The transcript has a single exon. Bases 1 to 2544 code for a protein of 847 amino acids. The record is from RefSeq and is a predicted model, not a curated record. Gene Ontology annotation, cellular component: nucleolus.